AUGGACUCACCACUCCCACUGAAGAAACCACCGACAGUAAUGUCCGCUGACCGUGAUCAAAUGGAUAAACUAUUGAGAGAGACCAAACAAUUAAAGCAGAAAGUAGACGCGUUAGAAAAGGAAAAUAUGUUUCUUAAAAAGUCUAUAUACGAGCUAUCCGUUAGAUAUACUGCUGCUGCUGCACAUCAAAGAGGUGUAGGACCUUUUGUGAUAGAGAGCGAAGAAGCUACAUUCGAACAAGAAGGAAGUGGAAAGGCGGAUAUUGUUGAAACGGGAGCUAACGCUGUUCGUGACAAGUACCGAGAAAGUAAGACAUUCAAUCCGAAAGCUGAAUUCAAGGGUCAUGGCGGAGCUGUAUACGCUGUUCAUUUUUCUCCAUGUGGUAAAAUGCUCGCUUCUGGAUCAUUUGAUAAAACCGUGCGAAUAUGGGAUGCUGUCGAGCUACAAAAGGAGAUUACGUGUUUGAAAGGACACACUCUGAAUGUGUCCGAUGUGCAUUGGUCAUCAGAUUCCACGUCUCUGCUUUCGGGUGCAUAUGACCAAACAUGUAAAAUAUGGGAUAGUGAGACUGGUCGAUCUACUUUCACUUUCGAGACUGAAGGAUUUGUACAGUGUGUUAUGUUUGAUCCACAAGAAGACAACCACAUUUUUAUAAGUGGAACCUCGCGUAAGGUGCUUGCAAUUGUAGACACAAGGAAACCGGAUAGUGCGCUAAUAAUGCGGAAUGAUGGAAUGGUGAAUUCGCUCUAUGUUUGUCGUGAUGGACAGAGUGCUAUUACUGGCGAUUCUCUGGGAUAUAUUAAAACGUGGGACAUGAGAACUGGCACUGUUGUACAGUCUACCCUGAAUGAACAUACCAAAAAGCCUAUCUCUCAUCUAGCAGUCUCGAACAAAAGCAAAGAUGACGAUGAAGACUCAAGGUAUAUGGCUAUAAAUAGUUAUGACAAUGUAAUAAGGGUCUAUGACCGAGGGAUCGAACCGCCGAAGACAACCCCACGUAUGAUUCAUGCAUUGAAAGGAUAUAAAAACAAAGGAUGGCCUAUCAAGAGUUCGAUAUUCCAAGGGAAAGAAUAUCAAAGCUCCACAACGCGUUGGACAACGUUACAUAGAAAGGAUGAUGAAUAUGUUCAGAGUGGCUCAGAAGAUGUCGGGGCAUUUGAAAAAGAUAGAACGCUCGAAGCAAGUCUUUUGCUUGCAACAGGGAGCGCUGAUCCGUGUGCUUAUCUAUACAAUAUCAGUGGACCAGAGGGGACAGGCGAAUUACUACAACGACUGGAAGGACACACGGACUUUGUGUAUGCAGUCGACUUCCAUCCCACAGAGCCAAUGCUAGCAACUUGUUCUGCCGAUUGUACUAUCAGAGUAUGGGCUCCUAAUGGCAGAACCAAGAAGAAGUGA
Messenger RNA from Paraglomus brasilianum, 1398 nucleotides. The record is from the annotation of a GenBank genome assembly. Lineage: Eukaryota; Fungi; Glomeromycota; Glomeromycetes; Paraglomerales; Paraglomeraceae.